AUGCCAAUUCAAUUAUAUGAUAUAAAAGCUAAACAGGUCGACCAAUUAGUGAAUACAUUGAUUCAAGCCUUGAUCAAUAUUAAAGAUGACACGGGUAAAUUUUUGAUGAAAAUUCCUGACGGGCGUAUUAUUGAUACAAAGAGUUGGAUCACAUGCUGGGAAUGGACACAUGGUAUUGGUCUUUAUGGAAUGUGGCAUUACUAUGAGCUCAAUAAUAAUCCUAUAAUUCUAAAGCACAUAGAAGAUUGGUUUGAAGUGCAGAUGUUUGGUCCUAAUGGGACAACUUCGAAGAAUAUCAAUACAAUGGCGGUCUUUUUACCUUUAUCGUAUAUAUAUGAAAGACACGGAAAUGAGAAAUAUUUACCCUAUUUAGAUGCUUGGGGUGAAUGGGCAAUGUUUGAUUUACAAAGAACAAAGUGCGGUGGGUUUCAGCAUGCAACAUACCUUACUGAGAAUUAUGAGCAGAUGUGGGAUGAUACUUUGAUGAUGACCGUAAUGCCUCUUGCAAAAAUAGGUUUAUUAUUAGGAAGACCUCAUUACGUCGAGGAGGCUAAAAAACAAGUUCUCCUUCAUAUUAAAUACCUCUCUGACAGGAAAACCGGUUUAUGGUUUCAUGGUUACACGUUUGAUGGUAACCACAAUUUUGCGAAUGCAUUGUGGGCAAGGGGAAACUCUUGGAUAACAAUUGUAAUUCCUGAGUUUAUCGAAUUAUUAAAAUUGAAACCCGGCGACCAUUUAUUGGAUGUUUUAGUUGAAACAUUUCAAGCCCAGGUUUCCAAACUAUCUGAAGUUCAAGACGAGCAUUCUGGAUUAUGGCAUACAUUGUUGGAUGAUCCUUCUUCUUAUCUAGAAUCCUCUGCUACUGCUGGGUUUGCGUAUGGGAUUUUAAAAGGUAUCAGGAUGAGAAUUAUUGAUUCUAGAUAUAAAGGAAUUGCUGUAAAGGCUGUUAAGGCUGUAAUUGGACAGAUCGAUAAGAAAGGUGAGUUGUUGAAUACCUCAUUCGGAACUGGAAUGGGUGGUACUUUACAGUUCUAUAAAGAUAUUUCUUUGACUUCAAUGCCAUAUGGCCAAGCUUUGGCAAUCAUGGCCUUAGUUGAAUUUUCUCGACUCUAUUUGUAA
This is a messenger RNA of Debaryomyces fabryi, 1119 nucleotides long. RefSeq names its product glycoside hydrolase family 88/105 protein. Gene Ontology annotation, biological process: carbohydrate metabolic process. NCBI's taxonomy places the organism in Eukaryota, Fungi, Ascomycota, Pichiomycetes, Serinales, Debaryomycetaceae. The record is from RefSeq and is a predicted model, not a curated record. The transcript has a single exon. Bases 1 to 1119 code for a protein of 372 amino acids.